UCCUGCUCGCCACGCCCAUGUACAAACACCGCAUGCCCGCCGGCACGCCGCUCAAGAGCCUCUGCCAGGUCGUCACUGCCGCGUACAAGAAGAUCUACGUCAAGGUGCCCGCCGACGUCGAAGUUGGACACCUCUAUGAGGUCAGCGACAAGAUCGACUCGCCCCAGCCCAGGAUUGCGCACACCAGCGACUUCAAGUUCCUCGACAAGGCGGCCAGUCGGACAUGGAGGAGAGGCCGGAGGAGGCGACCUCAUGGAAACUCUGCGCCGUGACUCAAGUGGAGGAGCUCAAGAUCCUGCUCCGCCUGCUACCCGUCUGGAUCACCAGCAUCAUUGUCUCAUCGGCCUUCUCGCAUAUGAACACCACGUUCGUGCAACAGGGCAGCACCAUGGACAUGACCAUCCUGUCGGUGCCGGUGCCCGCGGCGUCGCUGGCCUCCUUCGAGGUGAUCUGCGUCCUGACAUGGGCUUUCCUCUACAAUCUACAACAAGGUGGUUGUGCCGGCGCUGAGGAGCUUCCCCUCGAGCGGCUACAGCAAGCCGUCGCAGCUGCAGCGGAUGGGCGCCCGGCUACUCCUCAUGACGCUCACCAUGGCUGUGGUGGCGCUCGUGGAAACUAAGUGGAGGCGCGCAUGCAUGAACCACCGACAGGCGCAGAGAGAGCUGCGCACUGCCGUGCACGGCAGCGGCCACCCGGUCAAAAAAGGCGACCGACCCCACGCCAGAAGGCUGCCCCAAACCCGCACAUGGCAUAGCCAAAGUCCCACCGGUGCAGCCGUACACACAAUUAAUUACAGCGAGCCCCAAUGACGCCGUAGAUGAAACAGUAGUAAAAAGGGCCACCGUGCCCUGCGGUGCUGGUCCUUGUGUCAGCGUGGCCAGUAGUAUUGAUUGUAUACGGCUAAUGUAUGCAUCGAUUGUGAUUUUCCCACCUAUUCUAUGCACGCAUCACCUCGGCGCAGCGGGCGGCUGGAUAUCUGCGUCCAGCUGCCGCUGCGUCCAGAACGGCCGCUCUCGUCACAUAACACCCUACACAUGCAAUUUUAGAGUACAGGCAAUGGAAAGUACAUACUCCCUCCAUCCCAAAAUAAGUGUCUCAACUUUGUACUAACUUGUACUAGAGUUGAGACACUUAUUUUGGAAGAUUUAU
This is a messenger RNA of Triticum aestivum (bread wheat), 1149 nucleotides long. Its product is annotated as protein NRT1/ PTR FAMILY 8.2-like. The transcript has a single exon. The coding region runs from base 224 to 619 and encodes 131 amino acids. Lineage: Eukaryota; Viridiplantae; Streptophyta; Magnoliopsida; Poales; Poaceae. Gene Ontology annotation, cellular component: membrane. Gene Ontology annotation, molecular function: transmembrane transporter activity. The record is from RefSeq and is a predicted model, not a curated record. Gene Ontology annotation, biological process: transmembrane transport.